GUGAGUUCUCAAGGGAAAACUCUCUCUUCUCAACGUCUAAAUAAAAUUAUCCUUUGUGCUAUUAGAUCCGUAUCUAUAUCCUGUCUUCGUCCUUGCGUAAAAAUUUCACGAUUUUUCUCAUCCUUCAAUUUUGUUCCAUUUUAUUGAUUUACUUUUUUUUUGCUUUUCGAUCGACUUACAAACUUUUUCUUUAAUCGUGGGUGAAUUAUUUUUCUGUGAUUUUAAUUAAAACGCGAAUGGCAUGCGAAGUGAUUCGUUAAAUGCGAUAUCUGAGAAACGGUUUGUAACAGUUUGUUUGUAUUUGAUUGAUCGUGAGGGAAUCACGCUGUUUGGAAUCGUUACGAGGGAAGCGAUGAUUAUUGUGCCGUGCCACUGUGGUAAUAUUUUCCCGAUUCCGGAUACGCUUCUGUGUUAAAUCGUCCGCGGAAUUUUCAACGUAAACAUUUAUCCUCGUACAGGAUCGAGUUAUUUUCGAUUGCAUUUGAUAUUCGAUGGGAUAAAAAAGCGAUCGAUGGUGGAUAUGUCUGGAAGAGUUACGAUGGAGUAUUUUUAAGGAUUUCAUUCAGGAUAAUUAGUGAAUUCGAGCGAUUUAACGUGACGUUACGAGACUUUCGCGAAAGGGACACACACAAUUUUCUGCUAAAAAUAACGAAGACAUUCGCCGGUACAUUGGAAUCCCUUGGUGCACAAUUUUAGAUCUAGCAAACUCGAUCGUCUGUCCCCUCACGUGUGUGACAAGCUUUCACUCGAGCUCUUCUCAUCGUCAAGAUUUUAUCGUUUCUACAUAUCGUUGAUUACGACCACUUUACGCAAUAAAAGGAGAUUUUUUUUUUUAAAUUUAUUUUCGAUAAUAAAACGAUUUGAUACGAUUGCAUUUCGCGAGUGAAACGAAACUAAUUGCUUUUUACAACGAAAGUUGAUAACGUCCCCUUAUGUCACGGAAAACUAACUAGUUUCGCCGGUAAUUUAAAAUUGUCUUUAUCUAGCUACUCGUUUCUAAUUGCUUUUCAUUUGAACUUUGUAGUUUCUACACAGAUACUGACAGAAUAAAAUUUUCCGGUUUUAUUGGCGAUAAUUUCUGGAUGUUAAAAUGUACUUUUUAUUUCACACAUUAAACGUAAAUGCAUAAAUUGUACGAUAUAUGUACUAAUUUUUCUAUAAAUGAAACGUGUAUUUUAUAAUAUUAUUAUUGUUAGUAUUACGAUAAUUUAAAUCGAUAUAGAUAUUUGCAUUAGCAAAAAUAUUUUUUAAUUCAAUAUUAAUACGUGACUCAUAAGAGUUUGAAUUACUUAAUUUUGAAGCAAUUUAUUUCAAUUUGCGCAAUAAAGGUUAUCAGUUUAACAAUUUACCACGUAAAAAAAAUAAAAUGAACAUAUUAACAAUUAUAUAGAUUAUUAAUUUUGUAACUCGUAUUAUAGUAUCGCAAAUUUGCUAUUUUUGCUCUUUUAUCAAUAUUUUAAUAAUCUUGCUUGAACAAUAUCAUCGAAUCUAAUUCAUAACUUUAAAAAAAAAUUAAAAAGUUCAUAAAACUUUUUCGUUAAGAUUAGAAAAGUUUUCCUAGUAAAGAUAUAAAACAUAACGUAAAAAGUAAACUAAAUAAAUUAUGUAAAAUAUAGACUUUUUCUUAAAGAUUUCUCAAACAAGGGUUAAAAAUUAGAUCGUCACGAAUGAGAGGAGUUAGUAGUUCUUAAAAUCCCUAAGCGUUUCAGGUGAGGUCAGCAUAGAUUAACUUUGUCGGUUGGAAAUUAACAAAAGGUUCAUCCCUUGUUGACGAGUUCGGAGAAUUCAUUCGCUCUGCGAUCCUGACACGCGCGAUUUGCCUAAUGUGCACGUAUACUUACACGUACGUACAUUAAACACUAACGUGUAUGCACGCGUCGUUUGCCUGGAAUUAACACUUCGACAUGUACAAACGGAUCAGUAUAGGAAUCGAGCCAGAAAUUCAAAUUCCGCUCUGACUCAGACCAGUCACUACGCAAACUCCGACCAGGCCAACUGUCUCAUAGUACAUGCCUUUCGUGUUGUAAAUAAUACUGUGAAAAGAAACCUCAGACCGAAGAUGGGCAAGCUUUUGAGCCUUUUGGCUCGAGAUGAGUCUACCUGUUGCACGCCUCAAAAGUACGACGUCUUUUUGGAUUUCGAAAAUGCACAACCUUCCGAUAUAGAACGGGAAACCUUUGAAGCGGUGCAAAGAGUUUUGAAAAAUUCAGAAUCUAUUUUAGAGGAGAUUCAAUGCUACAAAGGUGCAGGAAAAGAAAUCAGGGAGGCGAUUUCGGCUCCCACGGAAGAGUGUCAACGAAAAGCUUACCUGACUGUUGCACCUCUAGUCGCCAAGCUGAAAAGAUUCUAUGAAUUUUCAUUGGAACUUGAGAAGGUAGUACCAAAAAUCUUAGGCCAACUGUGCUCCGGUAAUCUCUCCCCGACCCAACAUCUCGAGACUCAACAGGCUUUGGUGAAACAGCUGGCGGAAAUUCUGGAAUUCGUCUUGAAAUUUGACGAGCACAAAAUGAAGACACCCGCCAUUCAAAAUGAUUUUAGUUAUUACAGAAGAACGUUGACCAGAGCAUCCCUGGCGCGACAAGAAAGCGCUGAAAAGGACCUCGUGGUCGGGAACGAGCUCGCCAACCGAAUGUCCUUGUUCUACGCCCACGCGACACCCAUGCUUCGUGUUCUGAGUCACGCGACCAUUACUUUCUUGAUGGACAACGAAGAUGUAGCACGUGAAAAUAUUACUGAAACUCUUGGCACCAUGGCCAAAGUUUGUCUGCGCAUGUUAGAAAAUCCGAAUUUAUUGGCGCAAUUCCAACGAGAAGAAACUCAACUCUUUGUUCUGAGAGUGAUGGUAGGGUUAGUGAUCCUUUAUGAUCAUGUUCAUCCCCAAGGUGCCUUUGUUAAGGGUUCGAAUGUCGAUGUUAAAGGCUGUGUAAAGCUAUUGAAGGAUCAACCACCUUGCAAAAGCGAGGGUCUUUUGAAUGCUCUUCGCUACACCACCAAACACCUGAACGAGGAGAAUACACCGAAAAAUAUCAAGAACCUUCUAGCAGCAUGAUUACCAAAGCAGCGCGGAUGCUGCAUCAGAAGCUAAGACAAAUUGAACGAACGACAUCCUUUCAAAUUUUGUGUGUACGAGAUCGUCGAAGCGACUUUAUAUGACACCAAACAAGCAAUCUCCUGUUUCUGAUCGUGGCUGGGUGGUGGACCAUUAAAAAAAAAACGUGUCUUUCGUAAUCGAGUCUAUAGCUGCCCGAAAACUGCCGACUUCUACAUACCUUCUGACGAAAAAAAGAAAUAAAAAAAAGUAAAAAAAAAUAAAUAAAUAAAAAAAAAACAAAAAAAAGUAAAAAGAAAAAAAGAAAAAAAAAUAAAAAAAAAGUAAAAAAACAAAACAAAAAAAGUAACAAAAAAGAAAAAAAGAAGAAGACAGAUAGGAAAAUCGUAGAAAAGCAAACGAAUCGAAACGACUGAACCAUCAGAGGAAUUGUUGCACUCGUUCUUAAGCGAUGUCUUUGUGAGAGUGUGAACAUUUAAGUUAUUAUUAUAACAUUACAAAUCUUUUUCUCUCACAUACACACAUUACAUCUUGAUUAUAUUAUCGAUCAUUGCUAUUAAUUAUUGCUAUUAUUGCAAUUUUUCACGUUCGUUCGAAUUAUUAUUGUCACCCAAGUAUUAUUACCCUGAAAUAAUUAACAUCAUCACGUGUAACAACAAUUAUGUAUUUGUCUUCCCUUGUGAAAAAUGGGAAGGGAUCGAGUUAAUUAGACCAUAUCAAUAGUAUUUUAGGGUAAUUUUUACGAUUAUCACGAAUGAUUCUCGAGAAAAACGUUACAAUGAGAUGUUUAAUAACGUUGUAAGAUAUAUUGCGCAGAUUUUUACUAAUUGUUUUGUUUGUUGAACGAUUGUCAUUCAAGGCAAAUGGACGAUUAAGAGAAAUUGUUGAUGAAUACAGGGGGCUGGAUAUUGAAAAUUAAAAUAGGAGGACAAAUGUUUACUUUGUUUCGUUGAUAUCGAUGUAUUUUAUUAUAGAUUUUGUUUUAUUAAUUUGUUAAUAGUAAGUUAUUAACACGCGUAUUUCGUUGAAAAAUGAAUUACGCUGAUAUAUUUUCUUCUUUUGUUUUUUUUUCUUUCUUGUUUAUCUUUUCUUGUUCGUUUCUAUAUAUUUCGUAUAUAAAGAAAGUUAAUAACCAAAGAUAUUGUUGCUGAACAUUUAUAAUGUCGCUGAUUUUAUUGUGAAUUUAUUAUCGCAGUAUUUUUUGAGGAAAUGCGUUAUUUAUAAGAGGAAAAAGUUAUCGAAAA
Messenger RNA from Apis cerana (Asiatic honeybee), 4293 nucleotides. Its product is annotated as CYFIP-related Rac1 interactor B. Gene Ontology annotation, molecular function: small GTPase binding. NCBI's taxonomy places the organism in Eukaryota, Metazoa, Arthropoda, Insecta, Hymenoptera, Apidae. The record is from RefSeq and is a predicted model, not a curated record. Gene Ontology annotation, biological process: regulation of actin filament polymerization.